This is a messenger RNA of Acanthaster planci (crown-of-thorns starfish), 2993 nucleotides long. RefSeq lists its product as uncharacterized. Gene Ontology annotation, biological process: adenylate cyclase-activating adrenergic receptor signaling pathway; positive regulation of MAPK cascade. The record is from RefSeq and is a predicted model, not a curated record. Gene Ontology annotation, molecular function: G protein-coupled receptor activity. Gene Ontology annotation, cellular component: plasma membrane. NCBI's taxonomy places the organism in Eukaryota, Metazoa, Echinodermata, Asteroidea, Valvatida, Acanthasteridae.
ACACGAUGACCAAAAAGUAAAAUAGCAAAUACAUGUAUCAGGGGCAACCUGCUUUUUACGUGCUCACUGUACUUGCUUUCCUCUUUUAAAUGUUGGAAGUUGGAGUUCCGCUCGUCUGCCUCUCUGUGACACUCCUUUUUUCGGUAAUAAUUAUGUCCAUGUAUCGAUAUCUCUGGUAAUGGAUACAUAUUUGAACGUGGGCAGCCGGUGACACUUGGCCAUUACUUACACGGGCUUUGUAAACACACGCCACAAGGUGUACGUGUACGCGCCAGCCUAUGGUCCAUUAGCUAGGUGGGAACUACUAACAUAUAAAAUCCUGUUUCCUAGUACUUCGUUCAAGGUAUUUGGCCUGACUGGAGAGAUUGACAGAACGGAACCAUUUUUGACCGAAGUUGUAUGUGUACAUGUAAUGUAUGCAGAAAAAUUGAAUUCCAACCGCCCACUGUGGAGAAGUAAUGGCAAUCCUUCACCCGAGGUUCAUACAUGUUGAGAGACGGAUAUCAGAACAAAAGGUCCGGUACCUCGACCUCUACACGCGGAAGUGGGCUCAAUGUAAAUUAAGUGAAGCCAACUUCCUAUGGGACUGUCAUAAGUGUCCAACCCACCAGGCGCGUUCAUCUGUAGCUGUCAACAUACAUGCUUAUGUGCAUUAUUACCUUCCACUGUUGAGAUCAUUUGGGUCGUUGGCUUUCAACAAAGCACGUUUUGGAAGAUUUGUUGGGCCAUAGAGAGUUUCAAAGUGUUUAUAUUAGCAUCAUAUGCAUUAGCCGUUGGAAAGUCAGGAAAUCUAAAUUGGUGGGAAGCUCUUCAUCGCGGGGGAAAAACUGACUGGCGCAACAGCGUGCAACAACGACCCGGCCAUGGAAGACUUUGACUACUAUGAGAACGCAACUGACACCCCUGAUGUUGCCGCACCGAUCACUGGAGUAUCGGUUUUCCUGGGAGUAUUACUGGCAAUACUCUCCGUGGUCACGCUGGCGGGGAACAUCGGCACAAUAUGGGCCUUCAGAUCCAAUGUCCUACUGCGACAGAAGCCCAGUAACUUGCUGAUCCUGAGCCUGUCGUGCUGUGAUCUCGUGGUGGGCGCGACGGGCCUGCCCACGGCGUCCAUCCACACGGGACUGGGCCACUGGCCGCUCGGCAAGCCCGUCUGCAUCAUUAUGGCCUUCUUCUCGGUCGUCGGCGUGUCGGCAGCCAUGUACACCGUCAUGGCCAUCAGUCUGGACCGCUGGCUGCUGGUCUCCCGUGACUAUUCUGCCUACCUCCGCUUCCAGUCCUCGCGAAACGUCAAGCUCCAGAUUGGGGCUGCCUGGGCCGCGGCCAUCGUCAUCAGCGGCUGCGAGACCAUCCUCUGGAUCGCUGGAGUCAACGAGGAGGGCGACUCGAUCCAGUACACUAAGGAGUGCCGGUCCCCGGUCCGCAGGAAUUCCCUUUUCGUCCUCAUCAUCUUCACCCUCUUGUUCGCCAUACCGUUCCUGGUCAUGGUGCUCUCCACCGGCCGGUUCGCGUUCCUUCUGCGCCAACGCCUCCGGAGGCAGAGGUCCCGGGCCCCCAGCACGGCUUCGGCCAAAUCGCCCAACACUCCUAUCGACAAGGCCGAACUCUCAAGCACGGUCAGCGAGCAGGCAGGAAAUCAGAACAAAAUUGUAGCGGUAAAUGGAAGAGCAGUUGAUGAGUCGGUUAAAACGGCGUCGUCAUCAUCCACCAAAGCGGUCGCGUUUGAUUCGGCCUCCAACGCGGACUCGAGCAGUGACGUCAUGCCUAACAAGUCGCGUCGUCCAGUGACUAAACACCCGUCUCUGGGCCAGGUCGGGAGGAACAAAUCUUUCUUUGGUUUCGGGCUGGACGUCUCCAGGGGUGAGUCCCAGCGGAACAGACGGGCUCAGAAGAUGAAGAACAGGUACAUCAAGCCCGCCGUGCGACUGGCAAUUCUCCUGGGCGUCUACGCUCUCUGUACGCUGCCCUACCCUUUCUUCCUCAUCCUAGCCGACAAGAGCAUGGUGGAGGCCCGGAAUCAUCUCUCUAAUCUGUUGCUGGCCAACUCUGGGCUAAAUCCGUUCCUGUAUGCGAUAAUGCACAGGAAGAUACGGCAUUUUUAUGCCAGAAAACUCACUCCUUGUAAAAAGACAGCCAGAACGUGAGGUUCUUACAAUCAUGCUGCAGACUUUCAGCAGAUGCUUACCUAAGUUGGUAUACUUGCUCAAAAAGGCAAAACUUAGCUAACUGAGAGUUUUCUCACGUUUGGGUUGCUUGGCUUAAUAUUCAGUCUUACCUUUCUAACUCUUUGAAUGUGCACUUUGGACAUUUUGGAAUAUUUAAUUCUGUCGAUAGCUUGAGAUGUUAAUUGCCCUAAAUUCUAAACUUCUUUGCUUGAGGGGUCAUGACCGGUCAUCCCCUUUUCUCGUGGUUUUUUUGCGGAAGUACAAAGUGUAUAUACGCUGGGGAGGGAGCAGAAGAUUAUGUGCUUUUGCAAAAUAUUAAAACGAUGGCAAAGUUAACUUGUCAUUUUUUCUUUGUUCCUUUUUAUGCCCAAGGCUAUAGGAAUGCGCAAAAACGUGCGUUUUCUUCGAAUGUAAAUAUAAUAAAAAUGGAUAACUUUUACAGUUUGAUGACAAAGAAAAAUGUUGGAGAAACUUCUAUUACAAUAUGGGUCGGAACCUCAAAUUCUAUAAUGAAAUAGCGAUACUGUUGUUUCACAUCUUUGUUCAAUAAUCAAUAGAGCUCUCAGACUGGCUUGGGUACAGUAUUCGAGCUAUACGGAAGAGAAUUGGUGCUGAUUUUUUUUUCAUUCUUUACUAUUGACCUUUGGGUUGACUUAAGCCGUGAAUGCAGUUAUUAUUGUAGUAUUAUGAGACUUAAUUAUCAAAAUGAUACAUUACACUUGGAUACAUUUUGUGCUCAAUUUAUAGAAUUUUUGAAUAUAUCAAGCCAAUUUUGUGUAGCCUUUGUAUCACAACAGUAAUACAACUUCACAUCUUGAUAAAAGGAAA